UUUAAUUCCUACUGAAAAUGCCUUGUGAUGGAAAAAAUCCCAAUUGUGAAAGAAGACGAGAAUUGUUAGGUCAACUAAAAUGUUUAAUUGGUACUAUGGAAAAGAAAAAACCAUGUGAAUGGGAUGAGCCUCCUUUACCCUGCAACUAUGAAUAUCUUUGUUGUAAUCCUAUUAAACGCUGUAAAAGUUUCGAUUUCCGAGCAAGCAUUAUAUACCGAUGCGAGUGUAUUAAAAGAAAUGGUCUACAAGAUAGGUGCAUGAUGUGGAACUGUAUGGGUCGACCAGAAUGUAUGACAAAAUUAUAUCCUGUUUGCUGUCCAGGACGCAAUGCAUUAUUGAAAUUAAUUGAUUUGGAUGAUGUGGAAAUUGCUCUGCGAAAAUUCCACUGUGCUGAUCAAGCUAGAAAAGAAGCAUUAGCAACAUAUUGCACACUGAGUUCUAACAAGAAGAAUCCUUGCUGUCCCCCUGCAGAUUGUCCUCCUCCUUGUCCUCCACCUUGUCCUCCACCUUGUCCACCAUUACCUUGCCCUGCUACCUGCUGUGUGUCACCUUGCACUACUUAUAAUCUUUGUGUUCCAUGUCCACCACCUUGUCCACCACCAUGUGUACCAUUAUGUCCACCACCAUGCCCACCACCAUGUCCACCACCAUGUCCACCACCAUGUCCACCACCAUGUCUACCAAUAUGCCCACCACCAUGUCUACCAAUAUGCCCACCACCAUGUCCGCCACCAUGUCCACCACCGUGCCCACCACCAUGCCCACCACCAUGUAUACCAUUAUGUCCACCACCAUGUCCACCACCAUGCCCGCCACCAUGUCCACCACCUUGCCCGCCACCAUGCCCACCAUGUCUACCAAUAUGCCCACCACCAUGUCCACCACCAUGCCCACCACCAUGCCCGCCACCAUGUCCACCACCAUGCCCACUACCGUGCAUAUUAUCAUGUACAUCCCCGUGUCCAACAAUGUGUCCACCAUGCCCACCACCAUGUCGACCAUCGUGUACACCACCAUGCCUACGAUUGUGUCCACCUUGUCCACCACCCUGUCCACCACCAUGCCCUCCACCUUGUCCACCACCAUUAUGUAGACCGUCAUGUCCACCACCGCGUCCACCGUCCUGCCCACCAUGUCUACCAAUAUGCCCACCACCACCAUGUCUACCACCGUGUCCACCACCAUGCCCUCCAGCAUGUCCACCAUUUUGUCCAUCACCAUGUGUAUCUCCAUGCACCCCAUGUGCACCCAGUUGUUUUCCAGCUUAUUGUCCUCGUCCACCACCAUGUAUCCCUUCUCCAUAUGCUGCUAUUUGUUUUUAAUGUUGAUUUUCAUUUUGUCUGUUCCGUGAAUUAUCUUGUCUACUUUUUUGUCAUAUUUGAAUGUUACAAGUCUGUUUCUGUGUCUGACAUUUCUAUAAGGAAUACAAAAUUUCUCAUUCGAUCUGAAUAAUGUUAUAGGAACAAAUAACAUUCUGUAAUAUGAUGUUUUAAAAUUUCACAUCUCAAUAUUUAUGUGUAUUUUUGCGCUUUUACUCAUUUGAAAAAUUUAUAUAUUUUAUGAAAGUUUAUGAGAAUUUGAUAAUAAACUUAAAGAAAACGCAGAUGAGUUAAUUUUUUCAUAUAAUGUUUUCAUUAAUUUGAGGCAAGUAUAACUGAUGAAAUCUUGAUCUUACGCAUAUAUUUGAAAAUUAUAUUUUCGCGCGAUGUGUGAAACCAGUAUUCACUAGUGUCAUCUAGCAGUCAAGCAGAGAACUACCGAAAUAAAGUUCCGCGAAACUUCGGAAAACUGUUAUGCUAUAGAAUAAAAUCAAUAUUAAUAAAUAUAUAGCAUAUUCUUCAACAAAUAAUAUGCUAUAUAUUUAUACUAUAAUUAUACUACACACUUUUGAAACUGUAGUAUAAUUAGUUCUCUACUUCUACCGCUAGAUGACGACACAUAAGCCAGAAAUGCCUAAUUAAAAGUGCUUCUAACUUUUUAAAUUAAUUCUCUUAUAAUAAACUGUAACCUUUAACAUCCUUUUUACAUAUUAUAUUGCAUGGUACUUUCAUUUUAAAUGUAAAUUUAGUUACAAAAAUGUGUGUUGUAAAUUGGUCCCAAAACAGUGUUGGGCAAUCGUGAGGUUUUAUCUCACGCGAGAGAUUUAUGCGCAUGCGUCAGGUGACGUCACAGCUUGCUGCCAAUGCCGUACCUAGCCGGUACACGCAGUGGUGACUGAUAAGGGCACCUUAAUGAUCCUACAUAAUUUUUCAAAAAUUCUUAUAAUUGCACUGUAAACUACGAAUGUAUAGGUU
Molecule: messenger RNA, 2294 nt
Organism: Megachile rotundata (alfalfa leafcutting bee)
Lineage: Eukaryota; Metazoa; Arthropoda; Insecta; Hymenoptera; Megachilidae
Source: RefSeq, a predicted model, not a curated record